Molecule: messenger RNA, 1917 nt
Organism: Closterium sp. Naga37s-1
Lineage: Eukaryota; Viridiplantae; Streptophyta; Zygnematophyceae; Desmidiales; Closteriaceae
Source: the annotation of a GenBank genome assembly
AUGUCCCCGAUCGCUUCCCCUCACCGUCGCCCACGCUUCCCCCCACCGUCGCCCACGCUUCCCCCCACCGUCCCCGAUCGCUUUCCCCACCGUCGCCCACGCUUCCCCCCACCGUCGCCCACGCUUCCCCCCACCGUCGCCCACGCUUCCCCCCACCGUCGCCCACGCUUCCCCCCACCGUCGCCCACGCUCCCCCCCACCGUCGCCCACGCUUCCGCCCACCGUCGCCCACGUUUCCUCCCACUGUCCCUCACACUUCACCCCGCCGUUGCCCACGCUUCCCCUCACCGUCGCCCACGCUUCCGCCCACCGUCGCCCACGCUUCCCCCACCGUCGCCCACGCUUCCUCCCACUGUCGCUCACACUUCACCCCGCCGUUGCCCACGCUUCCCCCCACCGUCGCCCACGCUUCCCCGCACCGUCGCCCACGCUUCCCCCCACCGUCGCCCACGCUUCCGCCCACCGUCGCUUACGCUCCCCCCCACCGUCGCUCACGCUUUCCCCCACCUUCCCCCACUCUUCCUUUCUCAUCGCCUACGCUUCCUCCCACCGUCGCCCUCGCUUCCUCCCACUCUCCCUUACACUCCCUCCCACAGUCACCCACGCUUCCCCCCACCCUUGCACCCUUCUUUCCUUCUCUCUGACUCUCCCUUCCCCACUGCCUGGGUGCUGCUGCAGCAUUGGAGGAGAAUGCUGGGCGCACAGCCGGGGCAGCGCGUGCAGGCGGGAAGUGAGGAGCGCUGUGCACAAAGGGAAAUGGGGGCGGGGCAGGGGAGUGGGGGAGGCGUGGCAGGGGAGUGGGGGAGGCGUGGCAGGGGAGUGGGGGAGGCGUGGCAGGGGAGUGGGGGAGGCGUGGCAGGGGAGUGGGGGAGGCGGGGCAGGGGAGUGGGGGAGGCGGGGCAGGGGAGUGGGGGAGGCGGGGCAGGGGAGUGGGGGAGGCGGGGCAGGGGAGUGGGGGAGGCGUGGCAGGGGAGUGGGGGAGGCGUGGCAGGGGAGUGGGGGGGCGUGGCAGGGGAGUGGGGGAGGCGUGGCAGGGGAGUGGGGGAGGCGGGGCAGGGGAGUGGGGGAGGCGGGGCAGGGGAGUGGGGGAGGCGGGGCAGGGGAGUGGGGGAGGCGGGGCAGGGGAGUGGGGGAGGCGGGGCAGGGGAGUGGGGGAGGCGGGGCAGGGGAGUGGGGGUGGCGGGGGCAGGAAGCCGUCCCGACUUCCUCUCUCGUCCGCUAAUUCGCCUUCUCCUGUCCGCCCUUCCACUCUCCAUUCCUCCCUCCUCUCUUUCUCUCUCUUUCCCUCCACUUCUCCCGUCCGCCCCUCCUCCCAGUCUCCCUCCUCCCUACCACUCUCUCACCCACUCUUUCUUUCAAUUUUUGAGUCGACUCAAAAAUCGACUUUCUCUCUCUUUCCCUCCACUUCUCCCGUCCGCCCCUCCUCCCAGUCUCCCUCCUCCCUACCACUCUCUCACCCACUCUUUCUUUCAUCCUCGUGCCUCUCUUCCACCAUGCCGACCUUCUUUUCAAACUGCCACCUUCCGAGCUUCCUAUAGUCCGCCUUUCCGUCUCACCCACUUGUCCUAUCCCUACUUGAAUUCCUCACAUCCUCUCAUCCCCCCUUCUCCCCUUCCACCCUUCCACCCUCCAGCCCUUGCGCUCAUCCUCCCUUCCUCUCAUCCUCCCUUCAUCUCAUCCUCCCGUUCUCUCAUCCUCCCAUCCUCCCUUUCUUCCUUCCCCCCUCCCUUUCUCUCUUCCGCCCUUCCUUCUUGUCUCCCUUGCUCAUUUUCUCCCUCGGCGCAUGCUUAUUUUCCCUGCAUCCCUCGCUGCCAUCCUCCCUUCCUCUCAGCCUCCACACUUCCUCUCGUCAACCAUUCCUCCGCACCCUUCUACCCUGCCACGCCUGUACACUCCUACCUUGUUUGUUUAUUCUAG